AUGCCUCUCGUCGUACCUGGUAUCAACAACAAUGACUCCGAUGACAAGACUCAGCUCUGGACCAACAAGCUGGUCGGAAAGAAGCUCCACGAGGAGGAGUCUAACGAGACAACCUUCUGCAAGAGGGAUCUCCCGGAGGAGUCCCGCGUUAUCGAGCCUGGCAUGAUGGUCACUAAGGAUUUCAGACCCAACAGACUCAACGUCCACGUCAAGGAGGACGGAACUGUCUCCCAUCCGAAGCAGAAGCUCAAGUCUUCCGUCCAGCGCUCCCUCCGCGACUCGCUCCUCUCGAGCUAUCCCCUACUGAACCCCUACAUCGAAGAAGUAAUGCCCAAGAAGGCCUCCCUCGAGCAGAUGAAGCUGCCCGACCGCUGCUCCCUCUUCGUCUGCGAGCAGCUGCCCCUCUUCUACCAGCAAGACAACGCCACCCUGGUCCCGCACCUCAAGCUCGUUCACCGCUUCCCGCAAGCUUUCCCGACUAUCCGCAUCGACCGCGGCGCCAUCCGCUUCGUGCUCUCGGGCGCCACGCUCAUGGCCCCCGGGCUGACGAGCGCGGGCGGCCGUUUGCCUGAGCCCCGGGAGGGUGCCGAGGGCGUCGACGAGGAAGGGAGGUGGAGCCGGGAGCUGGAGAAGGGGGAGCCGGUUGUUAUUAUGGCCGAGGGCAAGACGGAGGCGUGCGCUGUUGGGUUUUUGGUUGCUGGUACCAAGGAGGUCAAGGAUAAGGGCAAGGGGCCUGUGGUCGAGGAGGCGCAUUUCCUCGGUGAUGGUCUGUGGAGGCUCGGAACGGACUAA
Molecule: messenger RNA, 792 nt
Organism: Colletotrichum acutatum
Lineage: Eukaryota; Fungi; Ascomycota; Sordariomycetes; Glomerellales; Glomerellaceae
Exons: 3
Coding region: 1-792 (263 amino acids)
Biological process (GO): formation of translation preinitiation complex
Molecular function (GO): RNA binding
Source: RefSeq, a predicted model, not a curated record